AUGAUGUGUCUUCUUUUUUGUGCAAAUAUCUUGGCCAAUCUACCCCACUUGCAUUCAAACCUUAAAUUUAUUCAGCUCUUUAGGAAGCAUUCCAAACUCGUUUCAGAAGUGGAAUACUACCUUACUAAUCUGAUUUCAGCAAAAACAUUCAUAGCAAAUAUCAAUGAUAGUUCACUGUCCAUGGAUGAGAGUGAAUUUAAUAAAAAUAUGCAAUUAGUGAUAUCAGCAAAUGAGAUGACUAUCAAUGAGCCUAGUGCUAUUGUUCACUCAUCUGAAGGCAAAUCCAGCACACUGAGAAGUCAUGGCAAAGAGAUUAAUGCCAAAGACUACAGAUAUCCAUUCAUGGAAGCCAAAGCACAGGAUCUCAGGUUCGAGGACGUGCAGAAGUUGCUGGGCUUGUAUAAACACAUUGUAACAAAGUACGCGGCACUGUCAGAUGCGCUCAGCCGGCUCUCCAUCGACCAAAAUCACCUCCUUGCUCUCCAAGAUCCAAAAAGCAAGGCCAAGAUGAAAGAGCAGAUUGAUAACGGUACUGAAAGAACUAAUCUUGAUUUCUGAUCUGUCUAUUUCCUCCAAUUCAUGUCAACUUCACACUUUCCAUUUCUUUGUAUGGUACAGCCAUGAAUAAUAGAACUUCAAGGAUGCAUCCUUUUGAUGAAGAGACUGACUGAGACAUUACAGUGGCUUUAUCCUUCGAUCUGUAAUAUGUACAUAGUUCCUUCAC
Messenger RNA from Zingiber officinale, 724 nucleotides. Its product is annotated as vacuolar protein sorting-associated protein 9A-like. Bases 1 to 558 code for a protein of 185 amino acids. The transcript is spliced from 2 exons. NCBI's taxonomy places the organism in Eukaryota, Viridiplantae, Streptophyta, Magnoliopsida, Zingiberales, Zingiberaceae. Gene Ontology annotation, cellular component: cytosol; endocytic vesicle. Gene Ontology annotation, molecular function: guanyl-nucleotide exchange factor activity; small GTPase binding. The record is from RefSeq and is a predicted model, not a curated record. Gene Ontology annotation, biological process: vesicle-mediated transport.